AUGGCUCUCGACACUCGGGGCAUCCUUGCAGCGGUGACAAUCGCAAUGUAUAUCCCCUUCCUAUUUCUUUCUGUCAUGGUGGUGUACAGGUACGGCAUAUCGCGAGGUGAUGGGUGGGUCCUGUUGCUGGUAUUCUGCAUCAUCCGAGUAUUGGGUGGUUCUUUGCUUGUUGCAGCUGAGGACAUUACACCUGUGAACACUGGACUAUACAUCGGUGGUUAUGCCCUUGAAGCAUCUGGCUUAUCCCCGCUGUUGGUUUGCACGCUGGGUCUGUUGCAUUCAAUAUUCCAGACGCCCGAUGGCGAAUCAAGACAUAAAAGGCUAUUCCGUCUUCUUCAACUUCUUGGCUUGGUCGCUCUCAUCCUUACCAUCAUUGGUAUCUCCGAUGCGUCAAGUUCCAGCUCAAGCUCGAGUGGGAACACCAUGCGCCGGGCAGGUGUCAUCCUCUUUGUCGUCCUAUACAUUAUUCUUGUCGGCAUUUGCCUCUUUCUAUGGAGCCAAGUCCGCUUUGUCCUGAAAUACCGCAAGCAGCUCCUGAAGGCCAUCUCUAUCGCACUUCCAUUCUUGGCGAUUCGGACGCUGUACAGCGUCCUGUCCACGUUCUCUUCGAGCACGUUUGAUAUUUCGUCAACAUCCUCCCAACCCAACACCAGCGACCUAGCGAAGUUCAACAUUCUCACAGGCGAAUGGCAAAUUUACCUCGUGAUGGACAUGCUCAUGGAGUAUGCGGUUGUGAUCAUCUACACUGUUGCAGCCCUCGUGCUGCCCCUCAAUCAAGAUUACAAUUCCCCAGACUUGAAUCAAGACAACUACCCCUUGAAUAGGCCUCAAUGGUGA
Molecule: messenger RNA, 837 nt
Organism: Suillus paluster
Lineage: Eukaryota; Fungi; Basidiomycota; Agaricomycetes; Boletales; Suillaceae
Exons: 4
Coding region: 1-837 (278 amino acids)
Source: RefSeq, a predicted model, not a curated record